UCCACUCUGCCAGAGCGAAGCUCCGCAGUGAGUCAGGACUUACAACGCGCCCGCACUCUGCGGCCGGAGCCGCUUUGCGCUCAGCUGCGGCCGCACCAGCCGCCUUUCCUGGGAGCGAGCCCGGAGCAUCGGCUGAUUCGCGGGCGCUGGGUGAAGCCCGACUUAACAACCGGCCGCUUGGCCAUUUCACGCGCCCGCGAGGUACAGAAGGACGGAGAAAGGGGACUGAAGCUGAGCUGAGCUCUUCUGCGGAGGAGAGAGGCGCCAGGGAGAGGAAGGGAGGGAGGGAGGAAGGCCCGCGGUGGAUCGUCAGGACCAGUUUGCGUCUGGGGGCUGCGAAAUGCGGGACGAGGACAAGGGCGUGCUCGGUGGUGGCAGCGGUGAUGCGGGCCUGGCCACCGCCGCGGCGCGGGGGCAAGUGGAGACCGUGCGGCAGCUCCUGGAAGCCGGUGCGGAUCCCAACAGAGUCAACUGCUUCGGGAGGCGCCCGAUCCAGGUCAUGAUGAUGGGCAGCGCCCGAGUGGCCGAGCUGCUGCUGCUCCACGGCGCGGACCCCAACUGCGCAGACCCCGCCACCCUCACCCGCCCGGUGCAUGAUGCCGCCUGGGAAGGCUUCCUGGACACGCUGGCGGUGCUGCACCGAGCCGGGGCGCGGCUGGAUGUGCGCGAUGCCUGGGGCCGCCUGCCGGUGGACCUGGCUGAGGAGCGGGGCCACCGCGACGUUGCCCGGUACCUGAGCGCUGCUGCGGGAGACUGAUGGCGGGUGCACCCAGCCGCCCACAAUGACUUUUCUCCCCAGUUCCCCACCCCCAACUUAGUUCAAUGAAGGCUGCAAACAUGGAGCGGCAGAAAGCGUAAAAGCCACGCUGGGCAACUCAACUCCUCAUGCGGAAGAAGAGGCAGACCGGAAAUAAAUUCUUUUUUCCUGGAUCCCACUCUCGACACUCACCGUGAAGCCAAACGCAGAGAGGUGGGGCAAGUGAAUUUCCAGCGAGAUUUUGGAGCGCGAUGUUUAGUUCCCGGAUGUUGUUUACUUUGCAGAGUUUUCUGGCAAAAAAAAAUAAAGUAGCAUUUGAAGAAGUCCACGGAGGACAGAUCACACAGAAGAUGAUGGGGACGGAGUGGGGGACGGAGUUGGGGGCGGAGUGGGAGGCGGCGGUGAUUGGAACCCACUGGCCUUAAAGGAGUUUCAUGUAAGCCCCCACCCACUGCCGGCGUUAGGCCCUGGGGGCUACGAGGGAAAACCCGAAGACUACGAGGACCAGAGGACUAUGAUGACUGUCGAAGUGGGUGUCAGUAGACGCCCAAUGUUUUACGUACUUUUUGGUACUUGUGUUCAGCAAGUGACGUGCAAACCCAUACUCCCUGGAAGCCCUGGAGACUCGGCCCAGCUCUGCAGGAUACUUAACGGGGAAGAGAGGACAGGGAGCCUCCUCGAAUUUUCCCGCACAUUCUAACAUCCUCGGGUCAAGCUGAUGCAGGACAGCUCUCAGAAAGGGACAGGACCUUGAUGAUUGUUAUUCGGUCCAGGAGACAUUCCUGCGGCGUUUCCGAUGUCCGUGAACUGAACGGAAUGAAGCGGUGGAUUGUAGCGACUGCAAAUGUAGCAGUUAACUAAAGAUUUGCUUCGUCUGUUAACGUUGCCAUACAGAAACACCCCUGUAAAUUGCCACUUGAAAAGAUUUCGUGAUAUUUUGUACCUCUGAGUUGUUCUUCAGCAACAAUCUUACUUAAUGGGGAGACUUUAAACAACAAAGUAACUCGAUGUUCUUGGUAAAGAGGUGAGGAGGAAUUACGGCUCGUAAAUGAAGCUAUGGCGCAGUGCCAACACCUAGAUUACUUUUAUUCUUAACCUAUUUAUUUCUUUGUUAAAUUUUGUGUUUCCUUUACUAAAGUGUCUCAGGGGAUCAAACUAUGAAAUAUUCCAAAUGUCUUCUUAGGUGACCAAUGCACUUACCCAGUAAAUUAUCUCGAAAUAUUUCCAAAUGCGUUGCAUUGAGUGUAAAACUGUUGAACAUAUAUGAUGAUGGCUCGUGGAAUGUCUUAAUAUCUGCUAAAGGUGCACUGCUUUGGGAUUUAAUUUCCAGUGUUGUUUGAUUCAUUACAACAUUGAAACAACUAAUACUUCACUGCUUUAAUAAAGAAAAAAACAAUA
This is a messenger RNA of Hipposideros armiger (great roundleaf bat), 2155 nucleotides long. It is a transcript of the gene CDKN2B, whose product is annotated as cyclin dependent kinase inhibitor 2B. The transcript is spliced from 2 exons. Gene Ontology annotation, biological process: regulation of G1/S transition of mitotic cell cycle; regulation of cyclin-dependent protein serine/threonine kinase activity; negative regulation of cell population proliferation. Gene Ontology annotation, cellular component: cytoplasm; nucleus. Bases 341 to 757 code for a protein of 138 amino acids. The record is from RefSeq and is a predicted model, not a curated record. Gene Ontology annotation, molecular function: cyclin-dependent protein serine/threonine kinase inhibitor activity; protein kinase binding. NCBI's taxonomy places the organism in Eukaryota, Metazoa, Chordata, Mammalia, Chiroptera, Hipposideridae.